GGCAGGUGUCUACUUCUGAACCAAUGUCGGUUGUUCAGGUUCUUUAAUCUAUGAUCCUACUUCACUUGAAGAUACGCCAAUGGCUGAUUAUCAAGUCGUUGAUGAUAAGCGCGUCGAUUUGGAAAUAUAAUUGAUUCACAAUCAGUUAACAACCGGAUUCAUUGUACUCACACGACUACUUGAUAAUCAUGUCGGGUAUUGUAGCCGGAAAACUUGCUUUUGUCACAGGAGCUGGCAGUGGUAUAGGCAGGGCUGUGUGUCAGAAACUGGCAAAAGAAGGAGCGACAGUUGUUGCAGCUGACUUGAAUGCAAAGAGGGCUUCUGAAACGGUAGCUCUUCUAGAAGGUUCAGAUCACCUUUCUCUGGCUGUCGACGUUGUAUCUCCCAAUAGUAUAAAUGAGGCGUUUGUAUCUGUGCUUCAACAUUAUCCAAAGCCUCCUACACUGGUAGUAAAUUCGGCAGGAAUAACUAGAGAUAAUUAUUUUUUGAAAUUAUCGGAAACCGAUUAUGAUCAAGUUCUCGAUGUAAAUCUGAAAGGUACAUUCCUUGUUACGCAAAUAGCUGUGAAGGCUAUGAUAAAUGCUGAAGUGUCCAAUGGAGGUUCGGUAGUAAAUCUGGCAUCAAUUGUUGGAAAACUUGGCAAUCUUGGCCAAAGUAACUACUGCGCAUCGAAAGCUGGCGUUGAAGGGUUUACAAGGGGUGCUUGCAUAGACUUGGCAAAAUUCGGAGUCAGAAUCAAUGCAGUAUUACCAGGUUUUAUUAGAACCCAGAUGACAGACAUUGUUCCGGAACAUAUAAAAACGAUUCUUAUAGCUAAAACAGCCGCAGGAAGAAUGGGAACCCCUGAUGAAAUCGCAGAAGUCGUAGCAUUUUUGUGUUCGAAUAAAAGUUCCUUCGUGAAUGGUGCUUCCAUAGACGUGACAGGUGGAUUCUUUUAGUCCGGCAUAAGAAAUGUAUCUAAUCAUGGUAUUUGGGGUCGAAAAAAGAAUGCGAUACACUAAUAUUUACUACAAACCACAAUAUAUUUUUUGAUAUCAAUAAACAAAACAAUAUUGGG
Athalia rosae (coleseed sawfly) is the source of this 1057-nucleotide messenger RNA. Its product is annotated as estradiol 17-beta-dehydrogenase 8. Lineage: Eukaryota; Metazoa; Arthropoda; Insecta; Hymenoptera; Athaliidae. The record is from RefSeq and is a predicted model, not a curated record. The transcript is spliced from 4 exons. Gene Ontology annotation, molecular function: oxidoreductase activity, acting on the CH-OH group of donors, NAD or NADP as acceptor. The coding region runs from base 189 to 938 and encodes 249 amino acids.